AUGAUUCAACUCACGAGCGACGACGACGACGACCGUCCGCAGCCAACACCCGACUCUCCUGUCGAUACCGACGUCGCCCACAGUCCUUCAGCAUCAACGCCCACGUGGUCCAUCACCUCACGAACGCCUCCGCUGCUCGCGUCGCGUCCAUAUCUCUCGUGGCUCUUUGUCUACAGCUCUGUGCUGCUCGUCUUUCUCUGCUAUCGCCUCUUUUCGCUUCCGGCACUAAUGUCCAUGUACGCGACGUCCAAAGACGCCACGUCCCGUGUCGUCCUCGCGACACUGACGCUCGGCCUUGUCGAAGACUUUGUCUGUGCAACGUACUUCGUCAGUACGUUGUGGCUCGUCGACGUCUCUCUGCGUUACGUGCGUCAGCAGAGCUCCCGCACCGCGAGCAAUCAUAGCGCUCUGGUCGCUCGCGGCAUUAGCGUGGCAACGUUCACUGCCUCGUGGCUACUGCUCGUUGCACUGCUACUUCCGUUCUGGACCGACUUGCUCCUCGUGCGGCUACGGGGCAUGCGCUUCACCUUUGCCCUCGUGGCAAUGGCCAUCAGUGAACAGGACAACAUCAGUGCUGUGCCCAUCGCCAUCGACGAGUGGUACGAAGGGUACGUCCACGCGACUGUCCUCGUUCUCGUGGUUACGCUCUUUGCGAGCGCUCGGACGUGGACGGCGUAUAUGGACCUCACGUCCUGGCACCCCAUCCGACUUGUCCAUUGCCUGCGCGCCACAGCCAUAGAGGAAGAGCAGAAGCGAUUACGUGACGCGCGCACGGACACUGCAGCAGCGACUCGCAGUCCAAAGAGCGUGACUUGGAAAGCGCCACCAGGUGAGGCCGACGCGACGCCUCUGUAUAUGGUCGUGCGGGUCGCAGAGACGGCCGCGUCGGGCGCGACAGAGGCGUCCAAGACGUUGAUGGACCAGCACGAGAACAACAGACUCCUGCUGCAAAGCCACAGCCGACGUCCAAAAUGGAAUGUGCACGUCCAACAGGGCCUUGUUGCCGUCCUGAGUCUCCUGGCGCUACCGGUGCUCGCCGUGCUCGCGAGUCGAUCGACGUCGCCGCUCGUUGCCUACGCAGCGCUCAACACGUCGCUGAAUGAGCUAUUGGGAGGUGUGUUGCAGCCGACGCUCCCCAACUUGAGCGUCAGUCUGCCGUGGCCAGAGAAGUUCAUCCACGUUGAGACGGAGGACUACAGGCUGUUUGGCAGCCACUCGCUGUAUCGACAGACCACGGGGUUCCACGGAGAGGUGGCGUUUGACGUCACGGUCGCGCGCGACGACCCGCCAAAUGUCCUCGUGCUGGUCGUCGAGUCGUUCCGGUUCCACGACUCGCGCUACCUCGUGGGGGACGACGACCCGUCGCAGUUGUUUCGCGGCUCGAACCUCACGGUCACGCCGCACUUUGAUCGAUGGGCCGCACGCGGCGUCGCCCUGCGCAACUUGUGGUCGAGUUGGCGCACGAGUCGGUCCGUCGAGAGCGUCUUGUUCGGACAGCUGCCGUACGACAGCACGACCGCGUCAGGCACGACGGGGGGCCGGAACGACACGAAGCUCUCGGGACUGCCGCAGCUCUUUGCGGCAAAGGGGUACGAGACGGUUUUCACCACGGGGUGCAAGACCGACUACGACGCCUGGGACCGCUUUCUCCCGUCGCACGGCUUCGACACGGUCUGGGGCCGCGAAGACAUGAUGGCGCUGGCCGAGACGGACUUGGGCAUCACACCGGACGAGUGGUACGGCGCGGAGCAGCGCGGGUUCAACUGGGGCGUCCACGAUGACCUGAGCUUCCAGCUACUGGGCGACCUACUGCUCAACAAGACGCGCGAGCAGAGCGCGCGCCGCGCGACCUUGAAGCCCAAGACGCCCCUCUUCCUCACGCACUACACGAUCUCCAGCCACGUGGACUUCAAGCAACGGCCCCGAUGGUUUGACGAAGCUGCCAAGCCGAAUUUCUCGGCUCUCUACGAGGGACAGCCGUACGCAGACAACAUCCAGAACUACCACGAGAUUCGGUACUUCACCGACCUCGAGCUCGGAAAGUUCAUGGACCGCAUGGCUGAUGCCGGCGUGCUGAACGACACCAUUGUCGUGAUCGUAGGCGACCACGGACAGGGGCCUGAGUUUGGCAACAACGUGCCGGAGGAUCGCGACGUCUCGGCGACUCGAGUGGCCGGUGCGAUUAUCGCGGAAGGGCGACUCGCUGAUGCCGCCGGGCUCGUCAUUGACGAUGCGGCCGAGCAGUACGAUCUCUUGAACACGCUCGCAGACAUCACGGGCGUACCUGAAGGAGGGUUCGCUCAAAGCGGAGUUGGGCGGUCGCUCAAGCGCAAGGUCAAGUUUGGGGAGAGGAUUGUGUACAGCAACAAUCCCACGCGAAAGAUGUCGAUCGUACGCGGCCACGAACGCCUUCGCUACGACCGCGUCACGGACUCAGUGCUCCUACACGACGUUGACACGGAUCACGACAUGGCCGUUGAUCGCUUUCCCGGUCUUGCAGCAAAGGAGCAAGCGGAAUGGCUCCGCAGACGUGACGAAGGCCGUCGGGUGAACGAGUACUUUACAAAGCGCUGGGAGAAUGAAUGCUUGCUGGCUCCCGAGUGCAACGGCACUAGUAGCACCUCGUAA
Molecule: messenger RNA, 2628 nt
Organism: Hyaloperonospora brassicae
Lineage: Eukaryota; Oomycota; Peronosporomycetes; Peronosporales; Peronosporaceae
Source: the annotation of a GenBank genome assembly